Molecule: messenger RNA, 1221 nt
Organism: Synchiropus splendidus (mandarinfish)
Lineage: Eukaryota; Metazoa; Chordata; Actinopteri; Syngnathiformes; Callionymidae
Product: zona pellucida-like domain-containing protein 1
Exons: 10
Coding region: 1-1221 (406 amino acids)
Cellular component (GO): cell surface
Source: RefSeq, a predicted model, not a curated record
AUGGAACGUAUGGUGUGGAUUUUUGUGGUAUUUAGUAAAUUCAUCACGAUUGGAGCUCAGUUCAAUGGUUACAACUGCGAUUCCAACUUUCACAGUCGUUUUCCUGGUGAGAGAGAUAUCAGUGUCUACUGCGGAGUCCAAACCAUUACCUUGAAAAUCAACUUUUGCCCGGUGCUUUUCUCCGGCUACUCUGAAAUUGACCUGGCACUAAACGGGCGGCAUGGCGACACGCUCUGCCGUGGAUUCAUCAACAACAACACAUUCCCCACUGUGGUGAUAUUUAGUAUCAGCCUGGCUACAAUGGAGACCUGCGGCAACUCACUGGAGGUCUCAACAGGGCAUGGACCAAAUGCUUACGGGAACUUGUCUCUAGUACAGAUUGGAAAUAUCUCGGGCUACAUUGACACUCCAGAUCCAUCAAACAUCAUCAGCUAUCUCCCAGGUCUGCUGUACAAGUUCAGCUGCAGCUACCCCCUGGAGUACCUGGUCAACAACACUCAGCUGGCUUCGUCAGCUGCAGCUAUCACUGUGAAGGACAGUAAUGGUACUUUCAUCAGCACACUGAAUCUUCUACUCUACAAUGACUCGACCUACAUCCAGCAGCUGUCAAUUCCUGUGGCUGGACUCACCCUGAAGACACGAGUGUUUGCUGCUGUGAGAGCUGCCAAUCUGGAUAAACGAUGGAAUGUUCUAAUGGACUACUGCUACACGACACCAACUGGAAAUCCAAAUGAUGGCCUUCGCUACGACCUUUUCUUCAGCUGUGAAAAAGACCCACAGACCACAAUAUUUGAAAAUGGCAAAAGUCAAAUGGGCCGUUUUGCCUUCGAAGUGUUCCGCUUUGUAAAACACAAGAACCAGAAGAUGUCCACUGUUUUUCUGCACUGUGUCACGAAGCUGUGUCGAGCCGAUGACUGUGCAAUGUUGAUGCCCAUUUGUGGCAGGAGAAGAAGAGACACGGCAGAAACAUCAUCUGGAAACGCUGUUUUGACAGCCGGCCCCAUCAUCACACGCAGUGAUGAAACAGCAAUGAACAACUCUGAAAUUGAUCUAAAGGCGCCAGAGUUCAAGAUGAACACCGUUACAAGUGUACUGAUGUCAGGAGUGAUCGUCUUGACUGUGUUGAGCGUUUGCUUCUUCACAUUCUCCAUCAUGCUCCUGAGAAGAAAGAACUCUUCAGCUCAGAUGCUUUCUGGAUUUCGGAACACUGCAUUCAGCUAA